GAAGCGGGUUCAAGGAAAGACCCAGAAAACUCCCACGGGGGACAAUGAAAUCUCGUCUAUCCAGGUCACCAAAGAGAUUCUCUGAGCAGAUUCUGAUGAAGAAAACAAUUGAGUUCGGCAAAGAAAACCCAUCGAUGUAGAUGAAAUAGUGAAGAUGGAUUUGCUUUUAGCUUGCUUUGAAACCCCUUUUCACAGCAAGUCCAAUGAUGAUAAAUCGAAAAGACCCCUUGGAUAUCCUUGUCUAUGGUGCAGUCGAGACAAGAAUAACCCCGUUAGAGUUAGUCACAGCAAUCCGACAGGCAAUCUUAAAGCCCAUCAAGACGGUUCGACUCAAGACGGUCGAUCAACCAUUGGCUGUCCAGGACGUCUCACAGCUAAAGCCCAAGGACAUGACAUUCCACUUUUGGUUGCCGAACGAUAUGCUCGAGACGAAGCUGAACGCAAGAAGAAGAGUGGUCCUCUUGACUCUUUCAUCACCAAGACCAAGGGAUCGAAAUUCAAUAACCUCACUUUCAAUCAGGGUAUGUGCGUAUGGCUGGUUCGACAAGCGCUGCCAUGGUCUCGACUAGCAGACUCAUGGCUUCGCGCGUGUAUCAACUACAUUUGACCUGAAGCUAAACUGUCUGGGAGGCACUGGGCAGCCAUCAAGGCUAAACGCUUAAACUUGUCCAUGAAGGAACAAGUCAUUAAAGAACUGAAGGGCUUGACUUCGAAAUUCUCAAUGCAACACGAUGUGUGGACCUCAAAAGGAAACCGACACGGCUUUAUAUGUGCAAAUGUAACUUAUAUCAAUUCAUUGUGGAAGUACGUAUCUCGUCACCUUACACUUAAGGUGGUUGCAUGGGAGCACUGAGGCGUUUGGCUAGCGGAACCUUUAGCCAACGUGUUGAUCAAACAUCAACUUGUUGAUAAGAUAACCAGACAACCGACUCGGGGUCAAAUAACAAAACGAUGGCAAUGGAACUGCAUCACCAAUUCACCAGUCAAUGCAGACCCGAAUCUGACUACCGCUGGAAUCCUGAGAAGAUGCAUGCGUUCUGUUUCUCCCACAAGCUGGCCUUGAUAGUUGGGGCAGGCCUUGCGGCUCUCGGUCUCAAGACAGCUCCACCGCGAAAGGCAAAGACUGCCUUUUGAGGACGAUUUCCAGCCGUUUGUACCUCUCUAGCUG
Molecule: messenger RNA, 1168 nt
Organism: Melampsora larici-populina 98AG31
Lineage: Eukaryota; Fungi; Basidiomycota; Pucciniomycetes; Pucciniales; Melampsoraceae
Exons: 5
Coding region: 155-607 (150 amino acids)
Source: RefSeq, a predicted model, not a curated record